This is a messenger RNA of [Candida] anglica, 1872 nucleotides long. NCBI's taxonomy places the organism in Eukaryota, Fungi, Ascomycota, Pichiomycetes, Serinales, Debaryomycetaceae. The record is from the annotation of a GenBank genome assembly.
AUGAACUGCUACGAAUUUUCAAAAGAAUGUCUCUAUGAGGUCAUCAUAGUGGGCGGAGGGACCUGUAGUCUUGCGGCUGCGGCAAGACUAUGUGAAGAUCAUCCAGGGUCUAUUUACACCGAAGAUGAACACCAACGGUUCCAUUGGUUGAGCCAGCGUGGUAAUAGGGUGAACUUGAUCAAUCGGAACGUAUCCUCCAAGACAAAGUACAAGCCAAUGAACCAAUACAAGCCCAAGAGACGGUACUCUCCAGAAGAGAUUUUGGUUUUGGAUGCCGUCAGUGACAAUUGGUUGGGUCAAUGGGACCGUCAAUUUGCAGCCUGUAAGAUUCCAUAUCUCCGGUCGCCCAUGUUUUUCCAUCCCGACCCCGCUAAUGUAGAUGGGAUGGUGAGCUAUGCACAUUUACAAAAAAGAGAAGGCCCAAAGGAUCUCAUGGAAAUUGUCAAUGUUGUGGGGAAAGAAUACUCCAAGCAUCAACAAAAGAAACAACGUCAGAAAACCAAAAGGCUGAGGCAAACACCCAUCCCUAAUGGAUCGGCUACUUCUCAUGACAUUGGCGGACUCACGGAUGUCAAUAUGAGAGAUUGGAAAGAUUAUUACCGACCUUCAACUCCAUUUUUCCGAGACUUUUGUCAAGACAUUGUUGAUCGGUACAAUCUCCAUGACGUGGUGAAGAAAGACCUGGUGGUUAGUGUUGAAUAUUGUCUUCUUAACAUCAUCGAAACCAACGAGUCUGGGAAGGGGUUUGUCGUCAAGACUGCCAGUGGACAGGUUUAUUGUUGCAAGAGUUGUAUAGUGUCCAGUGGACAUUCUGGAGAGAUCAACUACCCCAUUGAGAAUUUGAAUGUAAACCCCACCAACUUGGAAGGAAGUUGCCAUACUACACACAUUUUUCUGGGAGAAGUUUCGCAACACCCACACCCACGAGUCGUUUCCAAAGUGGCAAGGGGGAAACCCACAAAACUAGUGGUUAUUGGCGGGGGGUUAACCUCAGCACAACUAGUUGAAGUUGCCCUUCAAAGCGGAGUGGAGAAAUGUUAUCUCAUGUUAAGAGGUCCACUAAGGAUCAAGCAUUUUGAUUUCCAUCUUGAAUGGGUAACAAAGUAUAAAAACGUCAAGAAGUCCUCCUUCUAUAUGCUUGACACAGACGAGGAACGGUACCAGAUGAUCCAGGACGCUCGACAAGGAGGUUCUGUGAACCCGGAGUACUAUAAAAAAUUGAUGAAACAUGUGAAAAAUGGACGGUUAGAAAUCUUGAGGUAUUCCAAACUUGAGGAGCUGAAAUGGGACCCAUUGAAGAAGACUUGGGACUUGGACGUGUCGGUCCGAGCAAGUAAGAAUAAUAUUGAGUUGUUCGACGAGAACGGGUGUUCUAUGCUGUCCAUUGUUCUGCUCAACGACGUUGAUUACGUUUAUUGUGCCACGGGGAUCUGUCCAAACUUGCAUAAAUUGAAGUUUCUUUCCCCCAUCUUACAAGCUAAUCCAAUUAAAAUCAUCCAAGGGUUGCCUGUCUUGACGGACAACUUGCAAUGGGAUGAAGAGAUCCCGCUCUUUAUGACUGGGAAGAAUGCUCUGUUGAAAAUGGGGCCGGCACUGGCGAAUUUGGACGGUGCUCGUUUGGGAGCGGAGAGAAUAGGGUGGUGUUUACAGGAGAUGAGGUCUCUGGGAGCAUUUGAAUGGGAACAAGCACCGGGCGAGUGUACCAUCAAUGACUGUCCAGUCUGUGAUGAUGAGAGUGAGAGUUUGGACGAAGGCAGUUUGUUGAGUGGAACCAGUGUUGAUACUGAAGAUACAGUUCUUUCGUCGUUUGACACCAGACUUAAGCUAGCCGGUGGUGAAUUGAACUGGUACUCUCUUCUUGAUGUUGAAUAG